AGCCAGACAAGCUCCUCCAGACACCAUGAACAAGAUUGUGGUCUACGAGCAUAUUAAUUUUCAGGGCCGCAGCAAAGAGUUCACCUCAGCUGUUCCUGACCUAAUUAAUGAGGGUUUUAAUGACAUCAUCUCCUCUGUAAAGGUGUUCGGGAAACCAUGGCUGGCAUUCCAUGAUAACAACUUCAAAGGCGAAGAGUACGUCUUUGCGGAAGGAGAAUAUGGUCAUGUGCCAGUAAAUGAUGUGAUUUCAUCACUGAAGAUAGUGAACGAUGACCUGUCAGAUCCUAAGAUCACACUGUACGAGCUUCCAAACUACCAGGGCCGCAGUAUCGUCCUCAACGCUGAGACCUGCUUGAGUGAUGUCGAUUUCAAUGAUACAGCAUCUUCUCACAGGGUGCAGAGAGGAAUCUGGGUCCUCUACGAGCAUACGAACCGAGAGGGAGCUCAGAUGGUGGCCAAAGCUGGGCAGGAUGUUCCUCAAUAUACCAAGCUGAACAAACAAGUGAGCCACGUGCGUCCUGUCACACCAGGAAGAGUAGAAGAGUAUGAAAAAUCAGAAUCAGCUCAAGUUCAACAUUUUUAUGUGUUGACAGUUGGUUGAGGGUGACAUUUUGGUGCGGGUACCAAUCGGGGAUUUAGUCAUCACUGAAUAUCUGUUAAAUUUCAUCAUCCAGUUGCUCCAAAGUUAAAUUUAUGUGGAAAUAUGAAUGAAAAGGUAAUUAUAAUAAAUGCACGUUUUCAAAUGUAUGAUUGUAAUGGAAAUGAAUGACUGUUUCAGUUCUUUCAGUUUAUGUCCUAUUGUUUUAAGUCACCCUGAAUUCCUUAAACUCUGAUCUUGUUUAAUCUGAUGCUGUUGUAAAUGUUUGAUGUGAAUGAAGAUGUCAAAACUUUAUUUCUCAUUACACAUUAUAACAUAAGGAAAUUGUUUUAUGGAUUUAAUGUGACUGAUUGAUAACCGUGGUACCAGCUCUCUCACUCUCCUGAUUCGUUCAUGCACUAUAAUACAGAAAUUAAACUUCUUGUGCAUGAUUUAAAAUAAAGAAAUAAAUAUACAA
Messenger RNA from Trichomycterus rosablanca, 1055 nucleotides. Its product is annotated as epidermal differentiation-specific protein-like. The transcript has a single exon. Gene Ontology annotation, molecular function: structural constituent of eye lens. NCBI's taxonomy places the organism in Eukaryota, Metazoa, Chordata, Actinopteri, Siluriformes, Trichomycteridae. The record is from RefSeq and is a predicted model, not a curated record. The coding region runs from base 26 to 601 and encodes 191 amino acids. Gene Ontology annotation, biological process: visual perception; lens development in camera-type eye.